ACGAAUGUAGUCAUUUGUCUGCAUUUAGGUUUCAAGUAAAUAUUUGUAGGCGACAUGAUAUUUUCAAAAUAAACUAAAUUUUAUAAUGAAUUGGCGCUAUUUUUUGACAAGCAGGAACUAAAGUUUCGUUUUUCCGAAACCAGACCGGACAACUGAAGAAGUGACACAGAAGCGGCCGUUAGAAAGUGGAGCUCGGUACCCACCGCAGCUUUUCGGAAAGUUGUCUGAAUUUGUAAAAGCUGAAAAAAUAUUCUUAAGUGCAUAGAAAUGGCUACUGACUCUUGGGCAUUGUCUGUUGAUCAACAGGAAGCAAUAACCAAAACAUUUGAUGUGCUGCGGAUGAGAGAAAGAGUCGUCCCGAACACUAAAGCGAAAGAAACAGCAAAACCUACGGACAGCGACAAAUCAGAUGAAGAAGAAAAAGAGGACAGAGCUGCACAGUCUCUUCUUAAUAAAUUAAUCAGAAACAGCCUCGUCAACAACACGAACCAGGUGGAGGUGCUGCAGAGAGACCCAAAUUCACCACUCUACUCAGUCAAGACCUUUGAAGAACUGCAUCUAAAACCUCAGUUGCUGCAGGGAGUCUAUGGAAUGGGCUUCAACAGACCUUCAAAAAUCCAGGAGACUGCACUACCGAUGAUGCUGGCAGAACCACCUCAGAACCUGAUCGCUCAGUCUCAGUCCGGCACGGGGAAAACUGCCGCUUUUGUACUGGCCAUGCUGAGCCAUGUCGACCCUGCGAACAAGUGGACACAGUGUCUGUGCGUCUCUCCAACCUAUGAGCUCGCCCUACAAAUCGGUAAAGUUGUGGAGCAGAUGGGAAAGUUCUACCCUGAGGUGAAACUGGCAUACGCCAUUCGAGGCAAUAGAAUGGAGGGAGGGAGUAAAAUCCAGGAGCAGAUCGUGAUCGGCACCCCAGGCACCAUGUCUGACUGGUUAACCAAAAAAAAAGUGAUAGACCCCAAGAAGAUUCAGGUGUUUGUACUAGACGAGGCUGACGUCAUGAUCUCCAUGCAGGGCCACCAAGAUCAGAGCAUCCGCAUCCAGAGGAAGCUGCCCAAAGACUGUCAAAUGCUGCUUUUCUCUGCAACCUUUGAGGACUCGGUGUGGCAGUUUGCCGAGCGCAUCAUCCCCGAUCCCAACAUCAUCCGACUGAAGCGAGAGGAGGAGACCCUCGACACCAUCAAGCAGUAUUACGUGCUCUGCAGAAACACACAGGACAAGUUCGACGCGCUGUGUAACGUCUACGGCGCAAUCACCAUCGCGCAGGCCAUGAUCUUUUGCCAUACUCGCAGGACAUCAGCCUGGCUGGCAGGAAAGAUGGCAGCAGAGGGUCAUCAGGUGGCGCUGCUGAGCGGAGAAUUAUCAGUCGAACAAAGAGCAGCUGUCAUUGAGCGCUUCAGAGAAGGCAAAGAGAAAGUGCUGAUAACCACUAACGUGUGCGCCAGAGGUAUCGACGUAGAGCAGGUUUCUGUGGUGAUCAACUUUGACCUCCCCCUGGACAAAGACGGCAACCCGGACAACGAGACCUACCUGCACAGGAUCGGCAGGACGGGACGCUUCGGCAAGCGAGGCCUGGCCAUCAACAUGGUGGCCAGCGAGCAGAGCAUGGCCGUGCUCCGAGCCAUCGAGGAACACUUCAAUCGGAAAAUAGUGAAGCUGGACACCGAGGACCUCGACGAAAUUGAAAAGAUUUCCCACUGAGCUGAUGAAGAAGAGUAAACACUCUAUAUAACAAUGUAACACUAAGAUUUAUACAGUGUUCUCUUAUCACAUUGGAGUUAUCUGACUUGAACUUAUCGCUGUUUACUCUGAGCUAACGGUAUGUUUACAUUUACACUCGCGUUGCCUUAAAAGCAUUUUAAAAUGUAGCCUUUGCCACAAAAGACUAUCCUUAACUGAUCGUGAAGAAGUUUGAGGUUGGGGUUUUUUGGUUGUUUGAUGCACUUUGUUUGCAGUAACAGAUCAGUGACGCUGCUCAGUAUAUUAAGCUAAUUAAGUAGAGGGUUUUUUUGGGUUUUUUUCCUUUGGCAGGGCUGAUUAAAUGCCACUGUUUUGUGUUCUAUUGUUUUCUACUGUGAACUGAACAUCAUCUGAGGUCUCUUAAAGGAUUCAACACGUUCUGAUGUGCUGCGGAAAGCACACGGAGCAUCAGUCCUAUCAAAAUGGAUACAGAUGUUGCUCUUUAACUGACAUUUUGAGGGUCGGAAUUUGAAGAAUGUGAAGCGCACCUUCCCAAAGACAUUCCGUGAUAUCUAAUAUUACUGAAGCACUCCUUAGAUGGAACGACUGUUAAAAAUGCAAUAGAGCAUUGAGCACUUGAAGAUUUUCAGCUGUUUUGGUGAAGUUUAUCCCUUGCGAUGAAAAGAGAAGCAAAAUGUGUGGGGGGGGGAUUGGACCCAAGACCCACCUGCUGGACCGGAUGAUGACUUUUUUGUGAGAAGGUUUUGUUUGUGUGUUUACUGACACAUUCCUGGAUGAUUAGGGAUAGUUACGUUUUGUGUCGUUUCUUGAAGAAGAAGAAGAAGAAGAAAUGGUUUAUGAAUAUUUUUGCUUUGUUACUUGAAUUAGUAUGCACUUUGGUUUGGUUUCUGAAUGCUGUGUUUGGAUUCGAGUGACCUUGGUUACUUUGGAGCACUUUGCAUUGUGUUUUGCUGGAUUCAGCUGUUUAGAGUUGUUUACUGAGAGUCAAUUAAAAAAAUAGCCUGCCUACUGAAA
Molecule: messenger RNA, 2718 nt
Organism: Neoarius graeffei (lesser salmon catfish)
Lineage: Eukaryota; Metazoa; Chordata; Actinopteri; Siluriformes; Ariidae
Gene: ddx19a
Product: DEAD-box helicase 19a
Exons: 12
Coding region: 268-1704 (478 amino acids)
Biological process (GO): poly(A)+ mRNA export from nucleus
Cellular component (GO): cytoplasmic stress granule; nucleus
Molecular function (GO): RNA helicase activity; RNA binding; ATP binding
Source: RefSeq, a predicted model, not a curated record